UUUAACCCUGCCCUUACCAAAAGUCGUACUGGAAGGGGGAAUGAAGAGAGUUUGGAAGGGACCACGGGGUAGUCUCAGCCGGAGUCCUUCCACGCUCUUCAGAUCGUGGGGUCAGGAUGUUGGGGGCAGCAUAGGAGGAGGUGGUGAUGUCACAGCUGCAGUGCCCUUUUCCUCGUUGCAUUUUCCAAUCAGUUCUGUCCAGGUGACUGUGCCCAGGUUAUGACGACUAAUCCUAAACCAAACAAGGCAUUAAAGGUUAAGAAGGAGUCAGGAGAGAAUGCCCCGGUGCUCAGUGACGAUGAGCUGGUGUCAAUGUCUGUGCGAGAGCUUAACCAGCACCUCCGGGGCCUCACCAAGGAGGAGGUGAUGCGCCUGAAGCAGCGUCGGCGCACGCUUAAGAACCGAGGCUAUGCUGCAAGCUGCCGCAUUAAGCGGGUGACCCAGAAGGAGGAGCUGGAGCGGCAGCGGGUGGAGUUGCAACAAGAGGUGGAGAAACUGGCCCGAGAAAAUAGCAGCAUGAAGCUGGAGCUGGAUGCCCUCCGUUCUAAAUACGAAGCAUUGCAGACAUUCGCCCGCACCGUAGCCCGGGGACCCAUUGCUCCCACCAAGGUUGCCACCACCAGCGUCAUCACCAUUGUCAAAUCAGCCGAGAUUUCGUCCACCUCGGUGCCCUUUUCGGCUGCAUCCUAG
Molecule: messenger RNA, 690 nt
Organism: Gracilinanus agilis (Agile Gracile Mouse Opossum)
Lineage: Eukaryota; Metazoa; Chordata; Mammalia; Didelphimorphia; Didelphidae
Gene: MAFK
Product: MAF bZIP transcription factor K
Exons: 4
Coding region: 220-690 (156 amino acids)
Biological process (GO): regulation of transcription by RNA polymerase II
Cellular component (GO): nucleus
Molecular function (GO): DNA-binding transcription factor activity, RNA polymerase II-specific; RNA polymerase II cis-regulatory region sequence-specific DNA binding
Source: RefSeq, a predicted model, not a curated record